This is a messenger RNA of Cannabis sativa, 1943 nucleotides long. Its product is annotated as increased DNA methylation 2-like. The record is from RefSeq and is a predicted model, not a curated record. Bases 295 to 1266 code for a protein of 323 amino acids. NCBI's taxonomy places the organism in Eukaryota, Viridiplantae, Streptophyta, Magnoliopsida, Rosales, Cannabaceae. Gene Ontology annotation, cellular component: nucleus. The transcript has 3 exons.
GAAAAUAAUUAUAAUCCCAUUAUUAAAAGUAAUAUUUCUACUCACUCUCACUCUGAGUCUCAAUUUUCUCACCAUUUUCAUUCUCCAUUUUUUCUCUGUUAAAUGCUCUUAAGAUUUCGCAUUUUCUCAGGUUCUUCAAUUACGAUUGGGGAUUCUGAAUUUUGUUCUGUUACGAUUGGGAAAUCGGAGGAGGGAGAUGUUGAACCGAGUUUCUCAUUUGAAAAUUCCCCUAAAUUCUCAGUCCUAAUUCCGAUGAGGGAGAUCUUAGUGGCUUAAUGCUCCCUACUCACAACAAUGGCCAAUUCAUCUCAAGCUGUAAAUUCUAACACUGUGACAAAGUUAGGCUCAACCAAUGUUCAAACUAAGAUUGCAGAUGAUGAUGAUCAGCGGUUUCUUUUGUUCUUUGUGAUUGGUACUUACUUUGGACCUGAUCUUAAAGGGGGGUUCCCUAAAAAGUCCAUCUUGCAGAGAAUUGCUGAGGGGCUUCCACCUUAUACUUCUGAUCAGCUAGCUGGUUCAUCACACAUGGAAAUAGUCGAGGUAGAGCGUAUUUACCGUUAUGUUCUUAGGAAGGCUGACCAAUCUGCUGUUGUAAAAUUACCUUUGUUGCUCCAAUUCUUUGAUGGUAUUCUCCCUAAAAAUGGAAACGACCCAAUUGCCAACUACCCUCAGUUUCCCGAUCUCUUUCCUCCUUUACUUCAUCGCCAUUCACUGAACCAAUACCGAAACAAGAUUGUAGAAAACAUAGUAUUUGUUAACAACCCAGACAUAUAUUACAUUGACAGAGAGGAUGUUGAAAGAUUCAGGAGGUUAACCGGAUUGCAUGAUGUUCUUUUGGAUGAAGAUGCUGCAAGGUUUCAUACUAUUGAUGGUGUCAUUUCACAUAGUGCAGCAGCUCCAGUGGAUGAGAUUAAUGGAGGCCUUUCUCCUUCCAAAUCCUCACAAAGGAAUAGGAAAACUAGACAUGUAGACAAGGUUCUUAAGGUGGAUGGUUCCCUUCAACAUGACAUGGCUAGUCCGGCGAUGAUAUUUCUUCCUUCGCUUCCUACUGUAUCAGAAUUGUCUAAAAUAGUAGCUGCUACUAAGAACGGAUUUGCAUUGACUGGGAGUGCAGCAGCGGGACCUGUUGGGCCAACUGUAGGACUCGUGGACAUUGGGGAGUGCGAGGACUCUUACAUCUUUCGCAUUUCCCUUCCAGGAGUGAAGAGAGAUGAAAGCCUCUCCAAAGUCCAAACUAUGGAAACGUUUCUCCCAUUUACUAAUUAGUGUUCUUUCGUUUUUAUGUGUAUCUUUUUGCUUUUAUUUUGCUAAUAGAAACUUAAUUCUCAUCCCUUAUAGAGUUGUUAGUUUUCAUUUUAUGGUAUGAGUUUGGAGUCUAGUGUUGCUUCUUAAUCAACCGAGUAGUCUGUUGAUGUUUCUUUUUGUGACUGCAGGUGAUUUUAGUUGUGAAGUUUCAAGUGAGGGCGAGGUAUUAAUACGCGGGGCUACUACAACGGGUGAGAAGACAGUACACAGGUACUCCCAAAUGUUCGAAAUGCAAACGCAGAAUUUAUGCCCUCCAGGGCGGUUCUCUAUCUCUUUUAAACUCCCCGGUCCAGUUGAUCCUCAACAAUUUUCUGGUAAAUUUGGCAUUGAUGGGAUUCUCGAAGGCAUUGUACUGAAAGAAAAUCUGCAGAUGAAAUGAAAAUGAUGCCUUCUAUCUAACAUGGCCUCUUAAUACUGAAACAAGUUGUUGUGUAGAGUCAAGGAUACUACUUUGAUGUUUGUCAUUUUGUCAAGUAAAUAAUGUUAAUUUUACCCUUAUAGAGUCUUUGAGACUUUCCAAGUUUUACUUUUACACUAUGUUGAGAUAAAGCCCAUUUACAGUUUGUUUUCUUUCACAGUGAAAACAUAUUAAUCAAGUGGCCAAUUACUGACUAAUUGAUAAGCCAUAUUUGUUGAAA